AUGUGGCCGGUCAACUUUCUUAGUUCCAUCCUUCUCCACUCGCCUCCUCACCGCGACCCCACCCACCCCACCUUGACCCGUCUUGGCAUGCAAAGUGUCCGGCCAAACACAAUCGGCAGACGAAAGCCGCUGUAUCGUAUAAAAAGCCAAGACGCUCCGAUGCACCCACAGCGCAAGAUUGGCAGGUUCCCCGAAGACGGUGUGUUUGUCUGUGUCUGUCUAUAUGUCGGCUUGUUGGGGCUUUUGAAAGGUCGAUCCAGUCAAACGUGGAUCAGUCGACUUGGUGAUUCGGGCGUCCACCUCGAGUCGCGGAAACACAUGGGCCACAGGCGCUGGUGUAACUUUCUAAAGUUCACAUCACCAUGUGGAGAGGGCCACGCAGGGGGCACUUGCGUGCGCCAACUGCCUGACCUCGAGGCAGCCUACAACCGGAAUGAGUUCACCCUCAACCGGACGGCACGUCCGUCGAUCUGGUACUGGCCCUGGCAACACAUCAACCAUCAGCCCACCACAUCGCUCCACCCUGCUGCAACACCGGCAGCCGGCGCUGGGGCGUUCAACAUUGAAGCAAAAACACACCGAAAGAUUGUACUUCAUCGGGUCGUCUGCUGUACCUGCCCGUCGGCCCAUCCAAGUUGCAGUCCAUGUCUCCGUCUGUUGGUUUGUCCGCAUCAUUGUCCGUCUGUAUGUCUGUCCAUGUGUUCAUUCAUCCGUUGGUCUGUCCAUCUGUCCGGUUGUGCCUCGAUGUCUGUAGUCGUGUUGGGCUCGAGUCCUGCCGGUCGAGCCGAGCCUCGGCAGCCGAGGGUUGUCAAGGCGCGAAGAACCGUUUUCCGCAUCGCGGACUCUCUUGACGGCCAAUUCGAGGACACCUCCGGCAGCUACAUGCAACCCUCACAACUGUCGACCCUUCAAAGAGAUCUUUCACUUUUCGCUCCGGUUGCUGCUGCUGUUGGUACCAUCGCGGAGGGCACUUGA
Molecule: messenger RNA, 975 nt
Organism: Protopolystoma xenopodis
Lineage: Eukaryota; Metazoa; Platyhelminthes; Monogenea; Polystomatidea; Polystomatidae
Source: the annotation of a GenBank genome assembly